AUGUCGGGCGAGACCGAGAUCGAGGUGUCCGUCGUCUCCGAGGAGGACCUCGACCUUGAGGCCAGCAGGAGCAGCUCCGCGCCCGCCGAUAUGCUCCUUCAGGAGCGACCGCCCAAGCCCGGGUGCGCCCUCAACGACUCCUUCGCCUUCGACGUCGCCGGCAUGGCCGGGAAGGCCGUGCUCAGGCCUGCCUGCAACCCGCACUACACCUCCUUCAGCAUAUCCAGCAUCCUUGGACGACCCGAGUCCCCGCCCGCCGCCGAUGCUCCCUCCGGGACCAGGGAGGAACGCCGCAACGAACGCCGCGACUCCUCGCCCGGGUCGCCGCCCGCUCCUGGAUUGAGGCUCGCCGCUGCGCCCGCUCACCGACUCAACGCCCAGGCUGCUCAGCCCGCUCAGGCCGCCGACCUUCGCGCCGCUGGACACGGCCUCACCGCCACCCGCGCUGCCAGCCCGCCCGCCUUCCACGGCGACGCUGCCAGCCCUCUCGUGGGACCUGCUUCCGCCGACCUCGCCAUGCUCUCCAGGUUGGGCCUGAUGUCGUCCCUGAUCGCUGGUCGGUACCCCGUAGGCAUCGGGGUGGGCGGAGUAUUUUUCCCGUCCACCCUGCAGCACCUCCACCAGCACCAACACCAGCACCACUCUCGCUCCGCGACGGCGUCCUCGGCCCUCAGCACGCAGACGGACAUCUCGGAGGCCGCCGAGGCGAUGAGGGGCGUCAUCCCCGGGAGCACGGGCUGGCCCUUCCCCUGGAGGCCGGCGCACACCCUGCAGACCCUGGAGCACCCUUCGGCCACCGACGUGGUUGGCUCCCUCAGCAGGGUUAGCCCUGGAUCCGCCACAUUCCCUCAAAGGGGUGAGUGGCUAAUUUUCCCCGCAGAGGACCCGGACGACGAGAACGGGGGUGAGGACCGUCUUCAGCGAGGCCGCGAGCGCAGUCCCUCCAGCGGCGACGAGGCGCACGACGACCUGGUGGACCAGGAGGACGGUGGGGACGCCGAGGGGGAGUCGGAGGGCGCGGGCGGCCUGCACGGUCCGGGAGGCGGUCAGAGCGGGGUGCAGGUCGGCGGCGACGGGCGGGACUCCGGGAGCAUAAAGCGGAAGAAAAAGACCCGGACGGUCUUCUCAAGGUCGCAGGUGUUCCAGCUGGAGAGCACCUUCGACGUGAAGCGGUACCUCUCCUCGGCGGAGCGCGCCGGGUUGGCGGCGUCGCUCAGGCUCACGGAGACACAGGUGAAGAUCUGGUUCCAGAACCGUAGGAACAAGUGGAAGCGCCAACUGGCGGCGGAGAUAGAAGCUACGAGCAUGGCGCACGCCGCUCAGCGUCUGGUACGCGUGCCGAUCCUCUACCACGAGGCGUCGGCAGGGUCGGCGGUGGGGACAGGCUCGGGGCCCGUCUCGGCAUCGGGCCCGCCGCCGCCCCCGCCGACCGCCUCCCUCUCCCACUCCGUGGGAGUCGGAGUGGGGGUAGGCACGGGCUGUUCCCCCACCACCGGCCACCAGCCGAUCUUCUACUCCCACCACCACCAGCACCACCACCACCACCACCCGGGCCACGUGCAGGCCCACAGUCUGCUGCCUCACCAGGUGCACCCGCAGCCUCCCCCGCCGCCGCCCCCGCCGCCGAACCCGCAGCCUCCGGCGUCGCAAUAG
Molecule: messenger RNA, 1653 nt
Organism: Orussus abietinus
Lineage: Eukaryota; Metazoa; Arthropoda; Insecta; Hymenoptera; Orussidae
Gene: Hmx
Product: homeobox protein B-H1
Exons: 3
Coding region: 1-1653 (550 amino acids)
Biological process (GO): regulation of transcription by RNA polymerase II
Cellular component (GO): nucleus
Molecular function (GO): DNA-binding transcription factor activity, RNA polymerase II-specific; RNA polymerase II transcription regulatory region sequence-specific DNA binding
Source: RefSeq, a predicted model, not a curated record